This is a messenger RNA of Symbiodinium sp. CCMP2456, 5394 nucleotides long. The record is from the annotation of a GenBank genome assembly. Lineage: Eukaryota; Dinophyceae; Suessiales; Symbiodiniaceae.
AUGUCGGGCAGUGCAGUUGGACCGCCUCCAGGGUUUGAAGGCGACAGUGUGAGUGACGACCCGGGGAGGGCGAAUGUUACACCUCCUGAGCCAGCAGACGUUCCUUCUACGCCUAGUUUGGGGAGCGGAGACGGACGACGAGCUGGCACCCAAGGCGACGCUUCCGGAUCGGACGACGGAUCGCAGGGUCGCAGAGUUACCAGCGACCGCAGUGUGAGCGAGCCACACUGCAGUGGGGCAUCAGCCACUCGGUCGGAGUGGCCAACAAGAGUCGGCACCGCCAGGGGGCCCGAUGGCGAGCAGCCGAGUCACUUACGGAGAAGUGAUGGGGAAGCUCCGGAUGGGCGAAGAGCUAGCUGGAGCACAGCAGUGGACCCGCCCGGGUCCCAUCGCGGAAGCGAUCCAUGGACAGAGAGAGAUCCAUGGCAGCAGGACUACAGCGGAUACGGUCACCCGCAUCGGUGGAGCGAAGGCGGCUACGUGGAUCGAGGACACCCUGCCAGAUGGCAAGACGGCAGCCGCUACGAUGACCGUGGACAUCCGAACAAGUGGAACGAGGACUGGGAUCAUGUGCAUUUAGCCCACGACCCCCGGUUACUCGAUUAUGGAGAGCGUUGCCCUGAUCCCUGGGCUGAUGGUCGAGACCGGACGGGACCUCACCGCGAUCAUGCGGAAGCGCGUCAAGCCUGGAAACAAGAGUUCCACCAUGGACCCCUUCGGCAGCACGAUUCCGAGCGACAUCGAGCUGGUCCCUGGGCAGAUGGGCGAGACGACGGCCGCCGACCGCACGAUCAUGGAGAACGAUGGGGAGCCUGGGACGACGCAAGGACUCAGGACCACCUCGGCCCAAGGGGCUGGGAACCAACGAGGAAUUCAUGGCGUGAAGACCACAGCGGCGGUGGAUAUGGAAAGGGAAGCUAUGGCCGUCCUUCCGAAAAGCUGUCCGUGCCCACCUUCUCUGCCGAGGACACUGACGACUUGGGGUCGUCCGCCAGGUCAUAUCUUCGUCAGGUGUCGGCAUGGCGGCAGAUGACGUUGCUACCGCUGGGGCAGCAAGGACUGGUCCUGUACCAAGGGCUCACCGGAAAGGCAUGGAUAGCUGCUGAGGAGUUGUCGGUGACGAGGCUUGGCGAGGACACCGGCAUCGACUACUUCAUAUCCUGGGUUUCCGCGCGGUUCAUGGAUCUGGAGGUGGCGAGGAUUGGCAAGGCAUUCUCGGACUACUUCAGGAGAAUGAGGCGCAAGCCGGGGCAAGCCAUCCGGGAGUUUAACACCGAGUACGACCGCAUGUACGGGAGGCUGCGCGAGGUCGGGUGCAAUCUGCCGCCAGAGGCGGCGGCUUGGGUCUACUUAGACAGGCUCCAGUUGGACGAGGCCCAAGAGCUCAAUCUCCUCGCGUCUGUCGGCAACAGAUACGAUCUGCUGCGGCUUCAACAGGCCGCCACUCUUCACGACAGGGGGCAGCGAAAGCCAUGGGAAAGCCAUGGCAUGCGCAACAAGAAGACAAACUACGCGCACAUGACCUACCACGAUGACGAGGAGUCCGACGAGCUCGCCGACCCCCAGGACGAGGACGGCAUUCCGGAAGAGGUGGCCGAGGCCUGGGUCACCUACCAGAGCGCAAAGGAGCGCUACAGAUCGCAGCAGCGCUCGCGAGGCUUCCACGGAGACGGAGCUGCCAAGCAAGGUGAGAACGAGGGCGAAGCCGAUAAGAGCGGAGGCCGGGAUCCUGGGCGCGAGGCAAAGCUGAAGGCCAUGAAGUCCAAAAGCUUCUGCAGCGGAUGCGGAAGACGUGGCCAUUGGCAUAAAGACGACGCUUGUCCGCUCAAUCAGAGCGGAGGUGCCAGUGGAAAAGGCGAUAGUGGAGCUGGGGCACGACAUGUCGCGAUGACCACGGUCCUGCCCGCCGAUGUCUAUGCUCUUCGCCACGUGAUGGACCUGGUCGGGGUGACGGACACUGCAUGUGCAAGGACGGUAGCCGGAACGCAAUGGCUGCAAGCUUACACUGACAAGUUAGCUGAGCUUGGACAGCGACCCACGCUCCAGAAGGAGAACGAGGCCUACCGAUUUGGCGCGGGCAAGAUCCACUACAGCUCCUUCUACGUCAUCCUCAACUUCGAGCUGGGCAACUGCGUACUUCAGGUUCGUACCUCGAUCAUCACCGGAGAUAUCCCGUUACUACUCUCCAAAACGGUCUUGGGGAAGUUGGGCAUGGUGUUUGAUGUGGAAGGCGGGACUGCGGACUUUCGCAAAAUCGGACUUAGCAACUACAAGCUGCUCACCACAUCUUCUGGGCACCCUGCGAUACCGAUUGUGCCGGCAAAGGCCGACAGCAUGACUCCUGUGCUACAGGUAGAGGACGUCCGACUGCAGCCCAAGGAGCAAUACAUGUCCGUCUAUGCAGUAGCCCACAAGCCCCCAACAGGCCCCCCGACUACCGGAAUCUAUCAUGAGAAGAAGUUGGACCCGAGUGUGAAAGAUAUGCUUUCUCAGGAUCGUCUACAGCUCGAUACUUUUAUGGCAUGGUGGCAACAAACCUCUUACGGGUGCGGCCCCCUGAUGCUCUCGUUGCUUGCGCCUUCGGCGAUGGACAAGCGGGCGCAAUGCGACUCAGAGGAAAAGCCACGGCCGCUUGGUAUGAUGAGGAAAACCGAGCUCCUGGAGUACGCGAUGCAGUUGGGGAUGACCGUGCACCCCUCGUGGACAGUCAUCGAGCUGAGGGCGGUGAUCAGGGAGCACCUCGCGGAGAACGAAAAGACGGACGUGAGCGCUCGCAUGAAGAAGAUCAACUCGCUGAACCUCGCCGAGCUCCGCGCCAAGGCCAUGGAGUUGGACGUAGCGAUUCCGCAGAAGGCCACCAAGGGACUGAUCCUCAAGCUGAUUCGGGAGAGCCUCAACACCCCGGACAACACCCUGAUGACCAUCGGACGUUGGCGCGGGAGCGAGUACCAGGAAAUUCCCCAGAGCUACGGAGUGUGGGCAGUGAGAGAAGUGGAGAGAUCGGACAACAGCCACCCAGACCUGGUCAGGUACGCAAGGUGGUUUUCCAAUCACCAGAAGGAGGUCGCCGGGAGGACCAAGAUCGCCGACGACGUGGACGAGACCUACCAGGAGACGAUCCACAAGCUCUCCACCGAGAAGGACUCCUGGGAUCAGGCGUCGAUGAUAUCUGUACCCAAGUCAAAGAACCCAACGGGGAAAGGGAAUACCAAGACGACGCCGAAGCGGGCCAGCGACGAGCUCAAGGACAAGAAGGGAUACAUGGAUGCGACGCCGGACGCGGAGGUGACCGCGGAGAUCGAGGCCCUGGAACUCAAGCUCGCCCUCCUCAAGGACAAGGCCGGUAAGAUCUGCGAAGAGGACUUCGUUCGAGGUCACUACAACCAGGCGGUGAUCUACGUGAACCAGCACCACGAGCACUACGAUCACUCAGGUAAAUUCGAUUGGCAGGACUACUCCUUUGUGAACUGCCAAAAACUUCUAGACGAAAUCUCCCUCUUCGAGGACAAGAACAACCUCCGGGCAAUCCACUACAACGAUGAGUCCGAGAACGCCCGCUACGCGACUACGGCCACGAAAGACUAUGACGGGCUAGUUCGAUACUUGAACCACUUCGGCAAAGCCCAUCUCGGGGGCCAUGCCACGUGGACAUCCAUCUCGGUGACCCAAGACGCUGGCACCGAGGCGCACCGGGACAGUAACAACCUGAAGGGGUCAUCCAAUUACUGCGUCACCUUCGGACAAGAUCGCGGAGGACAACUGUGGCUGGAAGCACAAGGUGUAGACGAAGCUCAGGCCAAUGGAGGCGAAGUGAUAUGGAAGCGCGACAAGAGUGGGUCAUGGAUACCAGGAAAGACAUGCGACAACUUCGAGAAGUUCAUCGAGCUCGACCCACACCUCAAGCACUGCUCCAGCGCGUGGAAGGGAAGCCGAUGGUGCCUGACCUACCACACCGCUCGGGGCAUUACUACCUGUGGGCCAGAGAUCAAGAAGUUCUUGCGCAGCAGCAACUUCCCGUUGCCAAGGUGUGGGAAGAGUCCCGACGGAGCUGUUUAUCAGAAGAAGAGAGCUACUAAGGCCACGCGCAACACCAUCAUGAACAACACCGGAAAGAUCAGCGUGCUCAUGGCAACUCUGAUCAUCACGGCCUUCGCCUACCUCGCCGAUGCGUGGAACCUGGGCGUCAACUAUGACCCGAUCGUCAGGAUUGAGAUAGGGGGCUUGGAGGGCACCCUCGAGGCGACCGAGUUAGAAAAGGCUGUGAUCGAGCCAACGGCCUGGACCAACUACCUCAACCCUGAGACCCAGACCAACGCCUACCACUUCGUUGUCGGAGCGAACCCCAAGGAGCUGAGGACUCACCUCGACGAAAUGCCGAGCCGGGCACAGGGGCCCAUCGAUGCACUCAUUCGUCAGCAAAUCGACGGAGGCGGUGAAGUUAUGCUACGUGGGGAACGACUUUCGGGCUAUGUUGCCAACCUCUAUGACUACCUCCAGCACCGGUCAGAGAGCAUGAACGACCUGGGCAUUUCCGAGGAAGGCGGGCGCUGCCCCAUCGAGGCAGACGGUCACCCCAGUGACUACGAGCCUAGUAUGUCAGACGAGGACAGCGCAGAGACUAUCCAGCUUGAUGCUGACGGAGACCACGAGAUGCCUACAGGGUCUUCACCUACAAUGCCGUCAACACCACCUACGCGCAGAGUGAAGAGAAAGUCAAGAUUCAUCAACGAGGACUACUCGGGCAUCGUUGUGUACCACGAUGCCGCAUGGGCGAACGCGCUGGACACGGCCUAUGACGAGGAACACUUCGAGCUCACCGCCGAGGACAAGGCCGCGGGCUUGCAGACCGAGGGACCCUUUACCGAGAAGGUCUGCAAGGUGAUGCGCGUUAGCUCCAAGGUGGCAUCAUCCAAAGCCGGACAGCGAGUAUGCCAUAGCAUCUUUGGAGCAGAGACUCAAGCUUGCGUCGAAGGCGUUGAGGGUGGCCAGUACCUACAGUCCUUCUACGAGACAGUCUUGGCAGGCACCCUUGUCGCGGUGGAAGACGCGCGGACUCCGCAGUUGUGCUUAAGCGACCGAAGACUCGCCAUUGGUUUGGCGGCCUUGAGACAGACACCGAAAGCCGAGAAGUGGAGUACUCGUUUGCCCCUCGGCUGGAUCCUAAGUGGACUCCAGCUCGGGGACGUUUUGACAAAGCCCACCGACCAAAGAGGCUGGUGGGACACGAUAAAGUCUCGCCUAGUUAUCCCCAUCGAAGUUGGGGAAGUUGGCCAGACCAGCAGAGAUUUUUCAGAGAUGAAGACCAGUGUGAAGCACAAAGAUCGUGUUAUCAAGCAGACUAAGUGGACCCGCAGUUGUUUCCCACAGUGCUCACCAGGUCAAGCCUCUCGCUAG